Messenger RNA from Nycticebus coucang (slow loris), 2488 nucleotides. It is a transcript of the gene ILDR1, whose product is annotated as immunoglobulin like domain containing receptor 1. The record is from RefSeq and is a predicted model, not a curated record. Gene Ontology annotation, molecular function: high-density lipoprotein particle receptor activity. Bases 135 to 1769 code for a protein of 544 amino acids. NCBI's taxonomy places the organism in Eukaryota, Metazoa, Chordata, Mammalia, Primates, Lorisidae. Gene Ontology annotation, cellular component: plasma membrane. The transcript has 8 exons.
UCCCCCUGCGCGGCACCCGGGGACGCGAAAGCUGAGGGAUUCCCAGGAAAAGUGCGUGCUGUUGGGGCAGCUGAUGAAGAAAGGACGCUGUGCCCCGAAGCCUCUGAGCUGAAGUGGGCUAGAGAGGGGCGGGCAUGGGCUCCGAACUACCCGCACUUUGGCUGCUGCUCUUCACCUGGCUCCCUGCAGGGUGCCUGUCCUUGCUAGUGACGGUCCAGCACACAGAGCGCUAUGUCACCCUGUUUGCCUCUGUCGUCCUCAAAUGUGACUAUACCACCUCUGCCCAGCUCCAGGAUGUGGUGGUGACCUGGCGCUUCAAGUCCUUCUGCAAAGACCCUAUCUUUGACUACUACUCUGCAUCAUACCAGGCAGCUUUAUCCCUGGGCCAGGACCCAUCCAAUGACUGCAAUGACAACCAGCGGGAAGUUCGCAUCGUGGCCCAGCGGCGGGGACAGAACGAGCCAGUGCUGGGGGUGGAUUAUCGGCAGCGCAAGAUCACCAUCCAGAACCGAGCAGAUCUUGUGAUUAAUGAAGUGAUGUGGUGGGACCAUGGAGUGUAUUAUUGCACCAUUGAGGCUCCAGGGGACACCUCAGGAGACCCAGAUAAGGAGGUGAAACUCAUCGUCCUGCACUGGCUCACGGUGAUCUUCAUCAUUCUGGGAGCCCUCCUCCUCCUCCUGCUGAUUGGUGUGUGCUGGUGUCAGUGCUGCCCUCAGUAUUGCUGCUGCCAUCUCCGUUGCCCCUGCUGUCCCACCCGCUGCUGCUGCCCUGAGGAAGCCCUGGCCCGCCACCGCUACAUGAAGCAGGCUCGGGCCCUAGGUUCUCAGAUGAUGGAAAAACCCCUGUACUGGGGGGCGGACAGGAGCUCCCAGGUUUCAUCUUAUGCAUUGAACCCGCUGCUGCAGCGAGAUUUGUCCCUGAGAUCCAGUCUCCCACAGAUGCCAGUGACUCAGACCACUACUCACCCUCCCAUCACCAAUGGUGUCCUGGAGUAUUUGGAGAAAGAGCUACGGAACCUCAACCCAGCCCAGCCUCUGCCCCCUGACCUCAAAACCAGAUUGGGCCAUCCCUGCAGCAUGCUGUCCUCCCUGGGCUCUGAGGUUGUGGAACGCAGAAUAAUCCACCUGCCCCCACUGAUCAGAGACCUGCCAUUCUCAAGGAGGACCAGCAACUCCUCACACCAGCAAUGGCUCACCUCAGAUCCCUCCAGACCCUGGGAUCUGAGGGAGGAGAGAAGGCAGCACCAUCACUCUGAUUUCCAGCAGGAGUUCCAGGAUCGUGGACCAAAGCCCUGGGCAUUGGAGAGAAGAGCAUGGGACCAUCCAAGGAGUGGAAGGCACCACAGCUCCAGGCUCAAUGGGUCACCCCUAGCCUGGUCAGACAGGGACAGCCUCAGUGAUGGCCCCUCAUCCAGUGAGCCUCAGUGGCAUCCCAGCCAUCCCCCUCUCAGGAGCCACUAUCAGCAGAGGCGCAGUAGGCCCAGUCCCCGGGAAAGCUCCCAGAGGCAUAGUAGAUGCCGGCCCCGGAGCUACUCCCCUCCCCUGCCCUCAGGCCUCAGUUCUUGGAGCUCAGAGGAUGAGAAGGAGAGGCACCCCCAGAGCUGGAGGACCCAUCGCCGCCGUUCGCACUCCCCGAACUGGCCGGAGGAGAAGCCGCCCAGCUACCGCUCACUGGAUGUCAUUCCAGGCAAGAAUGGCAGGAAAAAAGGGAGUGUGGAGAGGCGCUCGGAGAGAGAGAGCUCCCAUAGUGGAAGGAGUGUGGUCAUUUAGUCACCAGGCACAGCACAGCAUCUAUGACUACUUCUCAGCAACCACGUAUCAUCAGCAUCACCUAGAUUUCCAGCUGACCUAGAAGGCACCUGCAAGUCUAUAUCUAAGUUUUCCUUUAGAUUCUAAGAAUCAAGUAGAAAAAUUUUUAAAACAGGAAUUUAAGGAGUUAAUGACUGUCAUUUUAGCUUCAGUUUGUAUAUUUUGCAUAUUUAUAUAGUCUCUGACUAAUAAUAGACCCUAACUGAGAUGUAAUCCCUCAGGAACUUAAGCAGCCUGAGUCUUUAAAGGAGGCUACACUGCUCAGGACUAUGGCCAUUUUCAAAGUGAGAACUUGGGAAUCUUUAAGAAGAAAUAAAACAUGUUGAAAAUCUAUGGAAUGUUAUAGGAAAUUCCCAUGGGAACUUGUCUCCCUUAUGCAUAUCUUUAAGAAUCCCUCCAUGUUUGGAGUUUAUCCUGCUGCCCCCAUGCUCAGUCCUGAGCACUCCUGUGGUUCCAGCAAGAGAUGGCACAGGAAAUACUGCAUCCUUGUAUCCUCUUUAUCCUCUUACUGGCUAUUUAUUGUAAGUGUAGAAACUCAGACUCAGAAGUUUUACACCAGCCUUAGAGUGCCUUGUUUUCUUCUUACUCUUAAUUUAUAUUUUCAUUUAAAAUCACUUUAAAUGCUUCUUGGGAACAACACAGUAUAUGAAAAAUAAGAAAUAAAGUGUUCUGGGCUGAGG